AUGAAAUUAUUAGGCAAUUCAUUGUAUGGUAAAUCUAAUCAGAAGGAUAUAACUACAUCGAGACAUCUAUGGAGUGAAGCGACUUUAAAAGCCAACUUCGAUUCACAUCUUAUAAACUAUGAAAAAGUAAAUGAUAGUCAAUAUAUAGUUGAGAUAAAUGAAGAAGAAAAAGAAUUUGACUGUACACCUAAAUCUACACGACUAUCACCUAGUCAUUUGGGAUCAUUCGUUUUAUCUCACAGUAAAAAAAUAAUGAAUAAUUUUAUUCACGUGAUAGAUGGAUUUUAUAAGCCUGAAAUAUACUAUACGGAUACCGAUAGUUUAUACAUUUCGUCUAGCAAUUGGGAUAAAUUAAAUGAAGGUGGGUUGGUGUCUGAAAAUGAUUAUUGUAAAGGAAAGAAUGAUUACGGAAUUAUAUUUGGUUUAUAUUUAGCGCCAAAAGUUAAAUACAAUAUCAUUCUGACUUCCGACGGUAUUCUAAAAGAAAAGAAAACGUUUAAGGGUUACUCUAAAGAUAAGAUAACCGUAGAAGAUUAUAUUCGAUUAGCUAAUGGACACGAUGUAACGAAUGAAUUUAAGAAACCAUGGGUAAAAAGUUUCACCAAUGGAGUAAUUAUUCCAAAGGGUGAUGAUAAACAAAAGAAAGUUUUUAGAAGUUAUCUAAAUCUCGUUAAGAGAAAAGCACCGGACAAUGAAGGAAUCAUGUAUCCUUACAACGACGGAAAAGAAUUGAACAUGGGUGAAAACUACGAAUUUGAUAAUUUCGAUUAUCUAACUCAAGAAGAGAAUGAAGAAUGA
Lottia gigantea (owl limpet) is the source of this 798-nucleotide messenger RNA. RefSeq lists its product as hypothetical. The record is from RefSeq and is a predicted model, not a curated record. The transcript has a single exon. Lineage: Eukaryota; Metazoa; Mollusca; Gastropoda; Lottiidae. The coding region runs from base 1 to 798 and encodes 265 amino acids.